Messenger RNA from Anopheles moucheti, 2509 nucleotides. RefSeq names its product sodium-coupled monocarboxylate transporter 1-like. Gene Ontology annotation, biological process: transmembrane transport; sodium ion transport. Gene Ontology annotation, cellular component: membrane. Gene Ontology annotation, molecular function: symporter activity. The record is from RefSeq and is a predicted model, not a curated record. Lineage: Eukaryota; Metazoa; Arthropoda; Insecta; Diptera; Culicidae. Bases 526 to 2313 code for a protein of 595 amino acids. The transcript has 4 exons.
CCGGUGCUCGCACCGCUGCUGGAUGUGUCGCAGCUGUAGCAGUAAUUUUCCCGCGCGCCAACCAACGUCCCAGCUGCCCAGUGCUCUCACAGUGGGACAGUUUGCUUGCAUCGGCGCGAUAGUCAGUGCCAUCCAGGGCACCGCCAGCACCCGGCCAAAGCUGUGUUGUUGUUCCGUUUUUUAACAAACUUUGUGGUCAUCUUGUUUUUUUUUUCGCUGCCGGCAAAUUUCUUCACGGUCAACAGUUCCAGCCCCGUUGGGAGUUGCUCGGUGCUGUUUAUGGUGGAUGGUGUUUGCUUGUUUUGCAAACAAUAGUGCACCCAUUUGCUUGCGUUCCCCUUCUGGACGUAAGCUUGUAACGGGGAACAGUAAGUGUCUGAGUGUUUCGUAGUAGUUCGCACGUGAAUGUCACACGUUUUCGGUUGGCUAGAGGAACGAAAAUCCUGCCAAACAAGAGUGCUUGUAGAGCAACGCGUGUGAUCCCGUACACGAUCGUCUAAAACGAUCGCCUGCUGCUGCUGUGCCAUGGAACAGCUGCAGGAGGAGCAGUCCGCGACCGAGCGCGACACGACGAACGAUGUGUGGAAUUACGUUGUGUUCGUAUCCUUCGUCGUUAUAUCGGCGCUACUACCGAUCCGGAAGCGGCUCUGUCGCCGGAGCACAAACAGUAAGAGCAAGCAGGACUAUGUGUUUGGGGCGGGGCACAUUUCUACCCUCGCGAUGAUGCUAUCGAUCGCGCGUGGUACACUGGGUGUGAUCUCCGUGUUGGGCUAUCCGAGCGAAUUCUUCUACCGUGGUUCGGCCAUGUGGGAAUCACUAUACGGUGUCAUCACCGCGUAUCCGAUCGUAUGCUUCGUCUUCAUACCGGUGUACUUCGACCUUGGCAUAACGUCCGUCUAUCAGUAUUUAGAGUUGCGCUUCAACAGUCGUUUAGUGCGAUGUCUGGCGUCGGGAACUUAUAUAUUGAGGACGUUGCUGAGUUUGGGUGUUACUAUCUACACACCGACCGUUGCCCUGAACACAAUCAUCGGUGUGCCGUACUGGGUGUCGCUGCUCUCCAUUACGUUGAUCAGCAUCUUCUUCAACGCACUGGGAGGGUUGAAGGCAGCAGUUGCCGCAGACGUCAUACAGAGCCUCAGCAUGACGGCUAUGCUGGUGGGAAUCAUCAUUUACUGCAGCAUUACGGUCGGUGGUGUGGAUCAGAUAUUCACCAUCAGCUCGGAGAACGAUCGCUUUGCGUUCUUCAACUUUGCGGCCGAUCUGCAUCUGCGCGUUACGACAACGUCCGCCUGGCUGGGGGAGCUGUUCAACUCGCUCAGCCUGCUCGGCUGUCAGCAGAACUUUGUCCAGCGUUAUCUGAGCAUGCCGACGUUCGGCCAGAUUCGACGCACGCUAAUGUGGAACAUCCCGGUGGUGAUACUGCUAUUCUCGCUACCCUGGUUCGUCGGGAUGGCCAUCUACGCCAUCUACUGGCAUUGUGAUCCACUGAAGGCGAGCGUGAUCGCGAAGAUGGACGAAAUACUGCCCUACUUUAUGUUGGAUCGGUUCGAGAGUGUUCCGGGCGUUUGGGGCAUCUUCGUGGGGACGCUUUUUAAUGGGGCGCUCACGUUAAACAUCUCCAACAUUAACUCGCUGGCCACAGUGACAUGGGAGGACUUCCUCUCGCUAAUACCAGCGCUGCGCCAAAAGAGUGAGAAACAUCAGCUGAAUGUGAUAAAGCUCGUCGGUACGAUCUAUGCGGUGCUGAUCAUGGGCGUUGGUUUUAUCGUUGGCCUAUUGUCCGGUGUGAUCGAAUCGUCGAUGCUGAUCAUCUCGGCCACCUCCGGUCCACUGUUGGGUGUGUUUGUGCUCGCUAUGUUCAUACCGUUCGCAAAUUGGAAGGGUGCUGUGAUCGGCAUGAUUGCAUCCCAUUUAUCGAUCCUGUGGAUCGUGGUUGGUCGAUUGAUUGAAAGUACCGUGAGCGACACACUGCUGGAUACCUCGAUCGAGGGGUGCUACGCGGAGCUGAUGGAGGCGCAAAAGAAUGCAUCCUUGCUGGUGGUUGCCCUGGAGGAAGGUGUCGAUGCGAUCGAGACGAGCAAUCUGCUCAAUCGGAUCUACUCGAUCACGUACAUGUACUACGGUGUGUUCGGCACGGUGCUCACCGUGCUGGCGGGGAUCGUUGUCAGUCUCGCCACCUGGAGCAGUCACGACCAGUAUAACAUGAAGAUGCUACAUCCGGCUGUGCGGUGGCUUUAUUCUCGCUGUCCAUUCAGUGGCAAGCACUUUGGAUCGUUCGAGGUAACAACGAAAGAAACGGCACCAAAGUGUUGAUAAUGCCGGCCCGGAAUAGGAUUUGUGUUGUGCCCAUUCUACUUUGGUAUGUGAUAGAGAGAGAGAUGUAAUAGUUCCUAUGCCCAGCUUAUUAGACCUCCGUGGGCGUCUUGUAAAGAUUUUCAAUGUACGUUAAGGUGUAUAGUCUUAGCCGUUAAGUAGGAGUAUUAUAAAUAAAAUCGUUAAGCCAUUUGUA